AUCUUCCCCUUAACGGUGAGCCCAUCAUAGUCCUCUCUCAAAUACUACCAAGAUGAUUGACAGAUAAACCAUCUAAGUGCUGUUGUUUGUGGCGGUACGCUUCACCUGAUCAGCUGACAGCCAGCAGCUUGGAUCAGAUUCCUCUCCCCCAUCUAAACCUCAUCCAUCCACCGAUUAAUAAAACUGCUACCAAUGUCAACUAAAGUCAAAGACCAGAAUGGGAAUCAGGUGGAAGAGAGCGUCGAGAAGGAAGUCGCAAGCGAGUCUGAAUCAAGCUUUAAUAGCUCGUACGAGCAUACUGAGAGCGCGGCGGACGUGACUUUGCAGCAGCUAGCGGCGGCCAAGGAAAGCUUCACCGAUCUGGAAGUGACGUAUCAAAAGUUUAAAGUCGAGCUUGAUGGAGUGCGGGAGGAGCACCGCGCAGAGCAAAACAGACUGCAAUCGCAAAUCGACAAUUUGUCGAAACAAAAAGCAAGUUUGGAGGAGCAGCUACGCGAUUCAAAGGGCGAAACCAAGAAAUACCAAGACGACUUGUUGAACACGAAGAGACAGCUAGCGGAGACGGAAUGGGAGAAAGGAUCGCUGACUCGCGAACUGUCUUCAAGCAAGUCCAUCAUCGAAAAGAUGAAGACGGAAAAGAAGAAUCUGGAGAAUGAAGUGGCAUCACUUAAGCUUAAACAAGAGAUUCAGUCUGCUUCUAAGACCAUCAAGGAGGAAGUCGUGGAGGAGAUAGACGGAGAUGAGGAGUUUCAGAAGCUCCAGAACAAGUACAAGCAAGUGGUUGAGGAGAAGAACACCCUACAAGGGGAACUGGAUGGGCUGCAGACUCAGCUGGAAGAGCUGCAGGCCGACUACGAACAGGCUCAGUGUGAGCUUCACUCACAGAGCAAGACAAGUACUGUCAAGGUUUCCAAGGCUGAGCGCCAAGUCACCGACAUUGGCAAGCAGAAAGAGAGCAUUGAAACUCAGCUGGAGACAGCUAAGGAAGAGCUGAAGAAAAGCAAAGAAACUCAUUGUGGCCUGCAAAAGGAGUUGCUGGAACACCAGGAACAGAUGGCCAACUACAAGGAGGAGCUUGCGGCCAAGACCAAACAAGUGGACGCCCUAACCAACAACAACAAGGAACUCGAAGAGAAGCUUGAGGCCAUCAGAAAGGAUUUCUCCAAGCAGCAGGUGUCCACAGAGAUGCUUUUCUCUGCCAAGGACACCUACAGCAAGAAUAUCCAGAUCUCCCAGACCAAGAUCCAAGAGCUGGAAUCUGCCUUGCGCUCUUCUUGCGAUGAGAAGGAUAACGUCCAGCGAGAAGCACUUCUUGCCUCAGGAAAGCUCAGUAACUUGGAAAAUCAAUACCAGAGUGUUACCUAUGAGUCCAAGUACGUUGCUGGGGGCCAGACUGAAGUCUUCCACAAGGAGAUCCGUGAAAAGGACUUUGUCAUCGAUAGACUUCGAUCAGAGAAGACGCGACACUUGGCCGAGAUCGAGGCCCUGAGGCGUAGAUUAACUGACAUCCAAAUAGAGAAUCAGCGGAACUUCACCAUCAGUCUUGAUAAGUACUCGUCCGGUAAUACGAAGGAGAUCAAAGAUCGCGACUUCACCAUCCAGCAGUUACGCGAGGAUAAGUUGAGGAUGGAGCGGGAGAUCCAAUCCCUGAAGCACGCGGCAAGCCACAUGAAGACCCAAAACGUCUCGAUAAUCCAAUCGCACUCAGACAAGUCCCUGAUGGAGAAGGAUUACCAGCUGGUACAGCUGCGCGCCGAGAAGGCAAGUCUUGAGAAGAAGGUGAAAUCCUUGCAGAAGGAAAUCCAGUUUGCCAAAUACGAGCAAGACAGGUACGUGAAGAUUCAGGCGGAGACGGCAAAGGAAGGCUUCCGCAAGGAACUACGAGAGAAGGAAUACCUCAUCGAAAAGCUUCGAGCGGAAAAGUCUGCCUCGGAUGGCCAAAUCGAGUCCCUGAGAAGGCAGAUUACUUAUGUUCAGUCUGAGAAAGAGAAGAAUGUCACUUUGUACGUUGAAGGUCAAACAGCGAGCUUGAGAGAUGAGAUCAAGCAGAAGGAAGCGAUGAUUGAGCAGUCGAGGGCUGAGAGGACGCGCUAUGAGGAGACAAUCUCUGGUUUAAGGAAGGAAAUCGUCGUCGUGCGCGAUGAAGGCCAGAAGAAGGUGUACCAGCAACUCGAGUCUUACUCGGAUGGGUAUAGGCGCGAGCUCCAACGGAAGGAAGCCAUGAUACAACAGCUGUAUGCCGAGAAAUCUAAACUGCAGUCGGAGUUCGAAAGGCAGAAACAGGAAGUGUAUGUCCUUCAACACGAUUUCCAGAAGCAGGUGGCGAUUGAGGUCGCCAAGCAAGCUGAGUCGUAUCAGAGACAGAUCCCGAGCCUGAGAGCAGAAGUCUUGCAGUACCAGACCCAGGCCGAGUCUGUCAAGAGAGAAAUGACUGCAAUUCAGUCCAAGAGCGAUUACGAGGUAUCCAUUCAGGUUGAGCGGAAAUCUGAAGACUUCAAGAGGCAGAUCAUUGAACGAGAGAUGGAGAUUAGUAAGCUCAAGAGUGAGACGACUGGAUACCAGCAGAAGAUUGCUGCGCUCGAGCGUGAAGUGGAGUACAAGACAAGCAUUACACAAGGGUACACCUCCGAGAUCGAGAGGUUAAGGUCUGAUCGGGUCAAGCUUGAGAGUGAGAUGGGAACCCUGAAGAAAGAGUACACCAACCUGAAGGUCAGCAGCGAGAGAAACAUCGCUAUUCAGCUACAGAAGCACGUGGAUGGACACAGGAAGGAACUCAUGGAGAAGGAAUAUCUCAUCGCCCAGUUGCGAAGCGAGAAGGCGAGCAUCGAGCGACAAGUCGAGUCUCUUAAGAACCAGAUAACAGUCAUCCAGUCUGAGAACGAAGCGAAUGUGUCGAUCCACGUGGAAAGCCAGACGGAGAGCUACAAGCAAGAGGUCCGAGAAAAGGAGUACGAGAUUGAAAAAUUACGUACAGAAAGGGCGACCUUUGAGCAUCAGCUUGAAGGAAUGACGAGCCAGAUCACUAGAAUAAAGGCGGAAAAUGAAGGCCACAUCAAGCUGGUGCUAGAGAGCAACGCUGAAGGAUAUGAGAGUCAGAUCAAAGAGAAAGAUCUGGUGAUUCAGCAGCUUCGUGAUGAGCGAGAGCAAUACGAAAACCAGAUCGAGUCUCUCAGGCAACAGAUUGUGGUGAUCAGAGAAGAGAGCAACAAAACGAUGACUCUACAACUGGUGUCUCGAACCGAGGGAUUCAGAACCGAGAUCAACGAGAAGGAGAAAGUGAUCCAGAGCCUGUACGAGGAAAGAUCCAGGCUUCAGGGAGAGAUCGGCAACCUGAGGCACGAGAUUGUAUCCAUAAAGAAUGAAGGACAGAGGAAUGUGACGAUCCAGGUGGAAAAGCGCGUCGAGAUCUACAAGAAUGAGAUUAUGGGGAAAGAAAAAGAGAUGCAGCAGCUGAGAACACAGGUUUUCAAGCUACAGGAAGAAGUCGAGGCAAGCAAACGCGAGAUCACCAGCGCGCAUACCAAGAGCGAGUACACCAUCACUGUGGAGAUGGAGCGCAGAGCCGGGGAGUUCAGGAAGGAGAUCAGGGAUCGUGAGGUCACUAUUGGUAAUCUGAGAGCCGAGAUGAACGGAUUACAGGCCCAGAUACACGCCCUAAACUGCGAGAUUGAGUACAAGACCAGCACUAUCCAAGGUUACAGCGUGCAGAUCGAGACUCUGCGUGGCGAGAGACAGAAGAUGGAGAUGGAGCUAGGCAGCGUUAAGACCGAACUAGUCUCGUUGAGAUCCGAAGGCGAGAAGGUCGUCAUGCUGAAGCUCCAAGAAAGUUCAGACAGCCAUAGAAAAGAGCUGAUGGAGAAGGAGUAUCUCAUCUCUCAGUUGCGCAACGAGAAGGCGAGCUUCGAGCGUCAGAUCGAGUCCCUCAAGACACAGAUAGAAUACAUGGAGUCGGAGAACGAACGUAACAUGUCCAUUCACGUGGAGAGCCAGACGGAGACCAAUAAACAGGAGAUUCGAGAGAAAGAAUACAUGAUCGAGAGGCUACGGACGGAGAAGUCGACCUUGGAGCAGCAGUCCGAGUCCUUGAGAAACCAGAUCACUCAAAUCAGGGCUGAAAACGAGAAGAACAUUCAGGUGUACAUCGAUAGCGGCACUGAAAACUAUAAGAGAGAGCUCAAGGAGAAGGAGAUCAUGAUCGAGGCCCUGCGCUCCGAGAGGGCAACAUUCGGAAGGGACCUAGAGGCCCUGAGGCAGUCCCACACAGAGAGUUACAAAAAGGAGAUCGCGCAUAAAGAGGCGAUGAUCCAAGAAUUGUAUUCCGAGAAGUCCAAACUGCAAGGCGAGGUCGAGUCGAUGCGGUACGAGUUGAUGAUGGCGAAGAGCGAUAGCGAGAGGGUCGUGGGUGUGGAGGUGGAGAAGCGCGUCGAGGUUUACAGGAGCGAGGUGGUUGAGAAGGAGACCGAUAUCCAGAGUUUGAAGUCUCAGCUGUAUAAAUACGAGAGCGAGGUGGCCUUCCUGAAGCAGGAAGUGGACGCCGUUCAGCAGAGGAAUGAGUACAACUUGUCGAUCCAGCUUGAAUCUCAGACAGAGAGCUUUAAACAAGGCGUCAGGGAACGCGAAAUGACUAUUGAAGGGCUGAAGGCAGAGAUUGAGUCCCUCCGACGGGAACAGCGUAACAGCACUGCGGUCACUGAGGGUUACUUGGCGGAGAUUGAGCGUUUGAAGAAGGAGAUUUCCAGCAGUUCCCAUGACAAGUACACGCUCGAGACCACUCGCAAGGAACAUGAGUCGCUCAAACUUCGCUACGAGGAGCUGAACAAAGAAAAAGAUGGUCUACUCAAGGCGAGAUACGAGGUGGAACAGGAGCUGAGAGAGGCUAAGGAUAAGCUGAUGACUGCAGAGAUCCAAGCCCGAAACAACGCCCAUCGCGAGAUCAGCGAAUACCAAGCUAAGUUCUCCGACGCCGAACAGAAAUACCAGAUGAUCCUGAUAGAGAAGAAGAACAGCGAAAACGACGUCCAGAUGAAGGUUAACAUGGCGGUCUGGGAGAAGGAAGAGACGAUUAGACGCCUUGAGAGCGAGACCGCGAGAUUAAGGCAGGAGAUGGAAGUACUGAGACGUUCAGCAUCCGAGAGCUUCCGUGCUGAGCAAGAGCUCACCAAGUUCACUUACAUGAACCACGACUACGACAACCUGAAGAUGAAAUACGAGAAUGUUUGUAAAGAGAAGGAAACGCUUCUCAAGGAUAAGUUCGCAGUGGAUUACGAGCUCAGCGCUGCGAAGGCUAAGAUCUCGGACCUCGAGUCCUCCAGUAGAAUGGUGACCAGACAAGACGUGGUGAUCUACCAGGAUAAGUACUCUAAGCUUGAGAGCGACUACCACCAGCUGUUGGCGGAGAAGUCCCGCCUGGAGAGCGAGCUGGCGGCCAGAGUGCGACAGGAGGCGUGGGGUAAGCAGGAGCAGAUCUACACGCUCGAGAAGGAGGUCAGAGAGUUGAAGACUUCCAACGAAGGGUACAUUAGGUCCAAUGAUGAGAAGAACGUGCUGAUCAGCGAGUUGAGGAUGAAGAUCGCGGCGCUGCAAGGAGAGCUGGGGCAAUACAGGAAGGAUGCGUACAGCAGCGCUAAGACUUCUGAGGUUGUGAAGCUGAUUUCAGAGCCGAAUGCAAAGGAGAACGUGUCUUACGUGACUUCACCCAAGUCUACGUACAGCGAUACAGCGAGUCUGGUCAGCGGCAACUUUGUGGCGACGUCCACGCCUCGUUCCCGAAUCGCGAGCCCGUCACAGCGGUCAGCGUACUUCACUGCUGAUGACGUCAAUGAGAUGAAAAAGUCUUUCAAAAACGAGAUUGGCGAAGAGGGUGGCUCUAAGGAAACCACCAUUAUCACCGAGGCCACAAGCACUAAGAGCUCCCCCGAAAAAACAGAAUCCAGCGAGAACGAGACUCGCUCCCGGUCAUCCACCAUCACUGACACCCAGCUAGAGGCGGCGUCCACCCUCUCCAGUACGACCACUACAGGGGGCCGAGCACAAUCCUAUAGGUACACCACAGGAAACAGUGGAAUAUACUUAAGCCGCGGGUACAGCUCCGGUAGUGCGUAUCGAUCAUCUGGGUACUAUAGCGGACGAUACAGCUCGUAUCCAGUAACAAGGAAGUACUUUCAAGCGAAGUGGCCGAUUCUUGUCCGACUCCUGUCAGACUGUCAGACCCUUGUCCGACCACCGUCCAUCAUGUCGAAGGUGAUCUCGUCAAGCCACGAACAGGUCGUCUCCAAAAAGGUGAUCACGUCAAGCCACGAACAGGUCAUCACUCUGAAGAGAGAGUACGAUGACGCGGUUGUCGCCAAAAAGGCUUUGUUUGAAGACUACCAGGAGCUGGAAGAUAAGCUGAACGACGUACGCACGAAGCAAGAAGAUCUUCAGAAAGACUAUGAAAGGCUGAAGAAGCAAAAGCAACUAGAGGCUGCUAAGCUAGAAGCCAAGGUCAGCACCGAGACUAAGAGAAAAGAAGAGUACCGUAUAGAAAACGAAACUCUGAAAAGAAAGCUGAGAAAAGAAAAAGAAAAGCUUAGUUUAAAGGAGAAAUUAAUUCUAGAGAUUCAGAAGAAACUGGAUGUGACGACGAUUGCAGUAAAAGAUCGUGAGACCACCAUUCUGAAGCUCGAAACAGCUCUUCAAGAUUUACAAGUGAAAUUCGACUCCAACAGAACGGAGCUGGUGAAGUACCAAAACCAGGUAAACGCGGAUCUCAAGAGAAUAGACCAUUUGGAGCAUGAGUUGAUGAUCUCUACCAAAACAGUAGAGGAACAUGUGAUCACCAUCAAUGAGAUGAAGGUCGGGAAAGACCAGCUACAAGAUUCCUUGUAUGAGUUGAAGCGGAAACAUCAAGCCCAGGAGGAUGCGUAUGACAAACUCCACCAGAAGAACUAUCACCUGCUCGACUCAGAAAAGUCCUACAAAAAGAAGAUCACAGAGCUGGAGUUUGACUUGAAGAGUUUCAAAAGCAAGAAUAUUCAGCUCGAGAAGGAUCUAGAAAAUGCUAGAAACCGACCCUCAGAGAAGCAAUUUGAAGUUAUCCAAGUGGAAAAUGUCCAAGCUGUGGAAUCAGCACCAACUGAUGACUUCUCCGCGUUUGAUUCUGAGGAGUUAGAGCGAUCCAACUACAGAAUCAAGGAACUGGAAGAGCUCGUGCACCAGCACGAGGUUGAGAAUAGUUCCCUGAGGAAUAACUUGACAAGAACUAGCAGCCAGGUGACCAAGCUGAAGUGUGAGCUUGACAACGCGCAGAGAAACAAGAGCAUUGGAUCGGCCGAGCUUGGUGGUGAGAGAUCCAAGGUGAAGGAACUCGUACACGAGAUUGCAGAGCUCAAGGAAAAGCUUCAAGAGUCGGAGAAGGUCAUAGAACUGCGGAAGAAAGAUCUCGGAAAGAAGGACAAGACAAUUGAAGAGCUAAAGGAAAGAAUUAUCGUCUUAGAAAAGUCUUUGAAAGACAAGAAUGACGAGAUUUUUGGGAUUGAGGGGAAGAUUGCAGAGCUUGAGGCGAAGAAUGAUAGACUUCAUGAUGAUCUCAUGGAUGGAAAGAAGAGGUUUGGAGAGCUGGAAGCCGAGCUGAAGUACACUGAACACGACAAGGAGGGAGUAAACGGAGAGCUGGUGACCAAUUCUCGAACAAUCCAAGAAUUAGAGUCAAAACUUGAGGCAUCCGAGAGCAAGCGCCAGAUUCUUGAUGAACAGCAUCAAAGCCUUGAGCUAAAAAUCCAGCAACUUCAAGAAGAACUUUUUGAAUUGAAGCAGCAAAGAGAUUCAUUUGAGCAUCAAAUCACUGAGAUAGAAGUCACGCACAGUAAGAACAAGGACGAGUUGAACAGGUCCAGGAAAGAAAUGCUGGAGCACCGUGGGGCAGUGGAUGGCCUAAAUAAAGAGCUAGCAGAGAAGCAAGAGGUCAUUGACAGGCUCCGGAGACAGUUGGCUGACAUGAACGAGGACUUUGACGAGAAUAAAACCGAGCUUGCUGAUGUCAGAUUGAAUUUGGAAGCGCGAGAAGGCGAAGUGAAGAAACUUCAGAAUAAGAUUAACCUCCAUGAAGCAGAAAUUGACCGCCUGAAUGAGCUGGUGAAUCGGACGGCCAAGGAGAGAGAUGACUCAGAGAUCCAAUUGGCUGGUCUGCUCGAGAAAUAUAAAAACCUUGAAGGAGGAAGCGUUCGGCGACAUUCAAGCCGCACAUCGAUAGAGGUCAAUGUCAGCAGGAAUCAAGGUCUAGAAAGUCAAUUAUCAUCCUUAAGACAAGAAGUACAUACACUAGGACGCGAAAACGAUGCCAACAAGCAGUCUAUCAACUUCCUGAAUAGUGAGAUUACAGACAAGAAUGAUAAGAUUGCGUACCUGGAGAGAGAGCUGGAAAGUAGAGGCUCCGGUAAUGAGGAUGCUUCGAGACAGGCUGCCGAACUGAGGAAACGAUGUAGUGCUUUAGAGGAAGAGGUUGAAGAUCUAACAGCUGUCAAGGAAAAACUAGAGGACGAUUUAGCUGACUACCCAACGAGAGUGAACAAGUUGGAAACGGAGGUUGACUCGUUGACUAAGCAGAAGGAUACCUUCAGGAACUCAUUGUCUGAAACCAAUGAAAAGUUAAGAAAUUCUAAAGAAGAUUUAAAUGAAUUGGAAAUGAAACUGUUGGAGCAACAGAAAGCUAACUCAUCAUUAGGGAGGAUGUUAAAGAAGGCAGAGUCGACAAAUGCUGACCUGAUGGAGAGACUGCGCAAUGCCGAGAGCGAGCUGGAGAAACUUCGACGCUCAUUAGCUUCAAGUAAUGCAACUUGUGAUGCGCUGACGGCUUACAAGAAAGACCUAGAUAAGAAAAUUGAAGACUACCAAGCAAAGAUCGCUAUGCUUGAAGCAGAGCGUGGGCAACUGAGAGACCAGCGCGAAGCAAUUGAGGGCGAUCUUGGUUCUAUGAGUUACAAACUAAGCAGCCUCAACACCAAAGUUAAGUCGAUCGAGAAAGACAAGUCUUUCUAUCAGACGGACAGUGAGCAGUCACAAAGCAAGCUCCGCAAACUUAAGAACGAAGUAAUCCAGGCAAAGAACCUAGUCAAGGAGAAGGAACGCAUUAUCGAGGACUUGUCUGCCGACCUCAAGGAGCAAGAAAACAGCAACAGCGUCUACAAAAGACAAAACAAGGGACUGGAAGAUGAAGUGAAUACUCUGCGCAAAGAACUGGAGUCCCAAAAGCAUGCCAAUGAGGUCAAUAGGGAAAAGAUCAAUGAACUGAUUGCUCAGCUUGAGAACAUGCCUAUGCAAGGUCCAGUACAGAACAUUCUGGUGGAGUCAGCACCACCAGUCAUGUUUGAAGAUAGCCUGCAGUCUUCUCCUGAUGAUGAUAAGCUGAGAGAUCUGGAGGCUCUGUAUAACGCUAGCAAGGAUCGCGAGAAGAUGCUUCGGGUAGAAAUUGACGAAAAGUCAAGCAAAAUGAAAAACAUCGACCUUUCGCUGAAAAAGGCUGAGGAGAGGGGUAUUGAACUUGAUCACCAGAUUUCUGUGCUUCAGAGAAAAUGCCAUGAUUUAGAGCAAGCCAACAACAGGCUAAGCCGGGAACGAGAUGAGUGUAGAAAAGAUUGGAUUGAAGCGUCAAACCAAAGAUCCCUGUUUGAAACUCGAGCCGAGACUGUGGAGGCUGAGAGAAAGUCCCUGCAAAAGCAGCUGGAAGAAGCCAAUCGGAAACUGCGCGCAUGUCAGGAUGAAAUCCUCCAAACUGAUGAGAAUCUUGUCAAGCAGACGAUCGAAGUGCGUGAUCUUAGCAAUGAUAAGGAUCACAUUUCCGCGGAAGUCAAGAGGCUUAAAGAUCUUGCCAUGCAUCUAGAGGAGCAAGUCCAGAACGCAAGGGCAAAUCUCUCGAUCGCUCGUGACGCCAAUGACAAGCUAAAAGCAGAGAAAGAUGGCAUGCUGGAGUCCAAUCUAUCAAAAGACAAGGUGAAUAACAAACUCAGAAUAGAUAAUCAGAAGCUGCUUGUAGAUGGAGAGCGAUUGCGUGAUAACUUGCACAAUGCAGAGGAAAAGAUAGAAGAUCUUGAAGCAAGGCUAGAUGAGGCAAUCAAACGUCGUACCUCUGCCGAGGAAGACUUAGACGACAUGCAAACGGAGCUACAAACUCUGAAAGACGAGAUGGCCGAGGGGCAACGCAGGUAUAAGAAGCAGCAAGACAAGCUUGAGGCGCUCAAUGUUGAACUUACAAAGGAGCAUGAAUACGUGGAGGAACUGCGUGAAAACAGAAGGAAGCUUGAGGCCAAGAUUAAUGAGCUGGAGCAAAAACUUGCCUCACAAGCAGAUAUCAUUCCUAUGCAGCCAAUACAAAUUCAACAAGUUGAAUCAGUACAAAGCGCUCCAGACAUGGACUUUGGAGACAGUGAUGAGAUUGCAAGGCUUCGUGAUGAAAAUAAACGCUUGGAAAGACAACUAAAAGACGGAGAGGCAGAGUACCGAGUCAUGUCUGAAAAAAACAGAGAUCUAAUUUCCAAAAUGGCUGAAUACGAAGGCAAGAUUUCUAAGCAUGAAACCACGUCUAGCCUGGCACAGAACCGCAUGAAAGAGGCUCACCAGGAACUCGACACCCUUAAAAGGGAUGCGAAGCCUUUGAUGGAAAAGUACGAGUCUACAAUGAGAGAAUAUGAGCUUCUGAAGGAUGAAGUGGAACAGCUGCGCAGUAAGUUGAGCACCACCGAGUUACAGCUUGACGAAGAAAUACGAAAACGUAAGGCUCUUCAGAAGGAACGCGAUGACAAAGCAGAGGAUUUGUAUGAGAAGGACAAUGAAGUUGUGGUCAUGAAGAAAAGAGUUAAGGAGUUCGAGCUACUCAUAAGCAACUCGAACGACUCGGCGGCAAAGGACAGCCUGCUUAAAACAGUAAAAAACGAAAACGAAAUCCAAGAGAAAGAGAUAAAGAAACUGAGGUCAGAGGUUCUCGAGCUGCAACGGGAGGCCAGUGGAGCACAGGGCAAGUGUGACACUUUGGAGAAGGAGCUCUUCAAAACCAAAGAGGAGUGUUCUGACUGGAUUAUGAAAUAUGAAAGCAUUCAGAUGCACAAUGACACAUUGGUGGAGUCACUCAAAUCUUGUGAGAACAAGAUAUUUGCUCAGGAAGAAGCCAUGCAGACCCUGAAGAAAGAGAAAUCAAGUAUGAAAACAGACCUUGAUAAUACUAACAAAAAGCUGAGCAAAAGCAAAGCAGAACUGGAAAACUACAAGAAGAGAGUAGCUGAUCUCCAGGUGAUCAUUGAGCGCUUGAAACAAGAACUUCUGGAGAAGGAAUCAAGCUCGUUGGUUAGCGUUGGAGGUUCCGAGGAUGAGCUUCGCAGGCUAAGGGACAAGAUUGCGCGCUACCGUGAUGACCUUCAGAAAAGUCAAGAAGAAGUCUCCAAUCUUCAACUGCAGCUGCGAGACAAAGACAGCAAGAUGUCAGGCUUUGAUAACUCUGCUGGUCUACUAAGGGCGGAGAAUGAUAAGUUGAAAAAUGACGUAAGGGCUUACCAGACCCAAAUCUCGGAGUACAAAGCAAACUAUCAAAAUGCCCAAAAGGACAUCGAAAAGAUUCAACUUGAGCUUCUCACUGCCAAUCAAAGGCACAAUCAUCUGGAAGCAAGGACAGAAGCUCUAGAAGAUGACAAACAGCGCUUAAAAAAGUCUCAGUUGGAAGCGAUGGAAGAGAAGUCGAGAUUGAAUGGUGAGAUUGAUAAGCUACGUCAUGAGAAAAAUAGCCUCACCAACGAUUAUAAAACCUUGAAGAAGAAGUACGAUGCUCUACAAGCACAGACGAAUGCGUUACAGCUUCAGAAGACAGGAUCAGGAAAGGAUAGCGCAAAACUUAAGAGGCUGACGGAGCUGGAGGCUCUUUACCAGAAGACACUCCUUGAGAAAGAAAGUGUGAGGAAUGAGCUCUUUGUGCACAAGAAAAAUCAUGCCAAGGCUGAGAACGAAUUGUCAGGGCAUGUUCGAGAGAAGGACAAGCUUGAAGACAAUUUGAAACAGAUGGAACGCAUCAAUACCAAGAUAACCAAGGACCUGAAGGACGUUCAAGAGAAACACAAGACCGACAAGGAAGAGUUGGUGAAGUGUAAGAAGAACAUUAAGACAGUAGAGCAGGAAUUAGCGACCACUAAACAUCACUUGGAUCGACUGAAGAAUACCAAUGAGAUCCAGGAUCAGCAGAUUAUAGCGCUAAAUGAGGAUAUCAAAGAAUUGAACAAGAGGAUUGAAGAUCUGUUAGGAGAUCAGUCAGAUGGAUCUGACACUGAGUACCAUGACUACCUUGAAGCCCAAAGGAAGGUAUCAGAGCUUGAAGCACAGCUGAAUAGUGCACGUGAAGGCAAAUUCAAGGCUGAGAAAGAGUUGGAAGCUGUCAAAGCCAAGGUGUGGGAUCUGGAAGAUGAUUACAAGAGAGAGGAAGGAAAAGUAAGAGGUCUUCAGAAGCAACUUGACGAGACAAAUCGCAUGAAUGAUAAACUGAAGGCCGAACUCGCUGAAUUGAAGAAGAAUUCCUGGGACGCUCAACAGAACUAUAACACAGUCGUGAAGGAAGCGCACGAGCACCGCUACGACAAGGAGAUGAUGGAGACCGAGAAGGAAGAUUUGGCAAAAGAGAUACGCCGAUUGAGAGACGAGGUAGGAGAAACACGUGCCCAGAAGGAGCAAGUGGCCAUGGAGAGAAACGACCUGAAAUACCAAAUACAGCGACUUCAGAUUGAUGUGUCGCAACUCACGAUGGGACUCAACGAGGCAAAAGAAGAUAACGAACACCUGAAACUAGAGCUGAUAAAAGCCACCUCAGACAACGAGAAACUGAAAGAGAUGGCAGCUAAUCAAGAAGUUGCUCCUGUCCAAGUUGCAAUGGUAGAGAGCGUGGAGAGCGAAGUGCCGUUUGAUUUUGAUGAACUAGAUGGAGCGAAGAGGGAUCGAGACAAAUUUGAAAUGGAGAAGACAAGCUUGGAUAACAGACUCAGAGAAGUUGAAGAUGAUUUGAUAGAUAAGCAGAAGCAAAAAGAGCGCGCAGAAACUGAUCUGGGUGAAGCAAACAAAAGGAUCAGCACACUCGAGAUGGAAAUCAAAAGCUUGCAGACGGAGCGAGAUAAUGCUCUCUAUGAACGUGAUCUCAACAACAAGGACUACAUCCAACAGAGAACCGACAAUCAGACGCUGAGACAAGAAAAUGAGACUGUUCUUCUGGAGAAUAAAGAUCUGAAAGCACAGAUUGCUGCGGGACUGAAGAAGAUGGCAGAAUACGAACGAGAGAUAACAAAGAUGGGGCAACGUCCGACAGAAGUCGUCAAACGAAGGGGUCGCAGAGGAGACAGCGAGAUUCAAAGAGAAAACAUUGAGCUACAGAAAAGAAUAGCAGAGCUUGAAAUUCAACGCAAGAGCGUUGAAGAAAACUUUGGAGAAUUAGAAACGAAGUACAAAAAAAUGGAGAAAUGGAAUGUUGAUUUGAGAGAGGAGGUGAUUGCACACAACGCACGAGUGCAGGAGGUAGAACAUGAACUCGACAGAGCGAAGAAAAGGAUUCAAGAAUUGGAGGAAGAAAUAAGGGAUCUGAUGCUUAAGCUAGGAACAUCCAGAGAGUCUGACAAUCAAGGAGACAAGCAAAACUCGGAAAUGAGUGCCCGGAUUAACUCACUAGAAAAACGAAUCACGACUCUGCAAGGCCAGGCGCAAGACAAGGAUGAAGAAAUCGCACAACUGAAGCGUAAGCUGAACGAGUAUAGCGAUGGUCUUGGACAGGGGUCAAAAGAUAUCGAGACGCAUUUGAUAGAAAUAAAGGAUAAAAGUGAGAUAUACCGCAAGGCUGAUAAGGCCAAGGCCCUGGUGAUUGAGGACCUCCGCGCUGAGAAGACAUCCCUGGAGAUUGAGCUUGAUAACCUGAAGAAAGAUCUUGAAUUUGCCAAGCAAACUGGAGUAGAAUACACCAAAGAAAACGAUACACUACAGAAAGAGAUCAUAGAGCUGCGAGAAGAGAACAUCUCUCAGAAGAGCAAGCUGUACGAGAUUAAUGACCGCUACGAGCUGCAGAUAGCAGAGCUGAAGAAUGACAACGAGAUCAAACAGGACAAGAUAGAACAACUGGAGAUUUCUAUAAGCAAGUACGAGAAUGAAAUGAGAGAUCUGCGAGAGCGACAAUCGUUGCCACAAGAGCACGCAUCCACGACUCUGAUCUUUGAUGUGGACAAGCAGAGGCACACACAGCAGAGGCCGCAUUCCAUGUAUGUGAGCUAUACCGACGUCUCCAGCAGGAAAGAAUUGAGCGAUAUCAGCUCCAUCUCCAUCGAGAAGGGCAAAGAUGUAAAGCGCACAGAGAGUGAACGCAAAUCCUUGGACUCCAGCAAAUAUGAUCAAAGAGAAAGCACAAGACGGAAUGAGACUGAAUUAGACAAAGAUCGAUUCGCAAGCCGCAGUUCAAGUCGGUACAGCUCACGAGUCACGUCCGACCAGGAUAUUAGCCGCGACAAAAACCGCGAAACAUCCCGCUACAGCUCGAGAAGCACUCGUGAUACCGAUGACAAAUCGACUCGAUACAGCUCCCGGACAAGCAGUAAUCGUGACUCCCGAACACCCCCUGCUGACGAGAAAAUCCGAGCGGACAUCAACAGCAAUGAAGUGCAGAGUAGCCCGAGCCCGAGCACGAAGAGAGAGGAGGCGAGGAGAGAGAGAUCGAAUGCUCGCAAUAAAGACGAGUGUAAACAAAACUAGAAAGCGAAAGAGGGAAUGAGAGGUAAAUAGAGAGAUUUAGAACCACGAUGAGAGGUAGAUAGAGAGAGAACAAGACAAAAUAGGGUGAUUACAACCACGAUGAGAGGUAGAUAGAGAGGAAACAAGACAAAAUAGGGUGAAUUAGAUGGCGGCCACAUGGCGUCAUGGAAGACAAAGGCAUGGAACCACAUGGCGUCAUGGAAGACAAAGGUAUGGAAGACAAAGGCAAAGGAAAGGGAGACCGAGACAUAGAGGGAAUGGAGAGGGAGAAUGAAAGAGAGAAAAAAAGUCAAAAAAGAAAGAGCAAAAUAGAAAGAUGCGCAUAAUUUGGCGUGAAAGGGAAUAGGCUCUAUUUCUAUCUGCAAAGAGUCUUAUUCACACGCAUUUUCCAUUUUCAUAUAUGAAUUUGUAAGCGUAUUAUCUUUAUAUUUGUUCAAAGGACUAAGUGCCUCCUAUAGCCAAUGCACACACUAUUUUUUAGGAAACAAGUUACAAAAUAAGGCAUUAUAAUGGAAUAUAGUUUAGAGGUGCUGUAAAGCAGUUUCACGUUUUUUAAUAAAAGUUCAUCCGAGCAAGCA
Molecule: messenger RNA, 15308 nt
Organism: Nematostella vectensis (starlet sea anemone)
Lineage: Eukaryota; Metazoa; Cnidaria; Anthozoa; Actiniaria; Edwardsiidae
Product: centromere protein F
Exons: 16
Coding region: 193-14730 (4845 amino acids)
Source: RefSeq, a predicted model, not a curated record